AUUCAGAAUGGCGCCACACGGUCGGGUCGAGUCGCUUCCUGCCUGUAACCUUCGUCUUCUUUGGUCGAAAUCCUCGCCGACUUCUUUGCCCCUCUCCCGGCUUCCUAGUUUCGCCCCCAAAACUAUCUCCCGACCAAACCCUUGCGAUUAGAGAUAACUGGGAAGGAACGACGGACGACGGGAUCGCGGUGUACAGAGACCCGAAAUCCCUAUCUUUCUCUUUCCGCUCCGCUCUGUUCCUCCUAAAGGAUCGCCUGGCAAGAUUUGGGUUAAAUCCUGCUCUAAAUCCGAACCUGCAGGAUUUUGUUUGACUUAAAUCCCACUCAAAUUCUGCUACCAAAGAGCCCUUUAAGGCCACGUUAAGCUUAUCAAGAAGAGGUGCAUUUCUGAACUUUGGAAGUUAGCGAAAUCAGGGCAUGGGCAAGAACGAUUUCCUCACGCCCAAGGCUAUCGCGAACAGGAUCAAAGCCAAAGGGCUGCAGAAGCUGCGAUGGUACUGCCAAAUGUGCCAGAAGCAGUGCCGGGAUGAGAACGGUUUCAAGUGUCACUGCUUGAGCGAGAGCCAUCAGCGUCAGAUGCAGGUAUUUGGCUUGAACCCUAACCGAGUCAUUGGGGGCUACUCGGAGGAGUUUGAGCGCACUUUCCUUGACCACAUGCGCCGUUCCCACCGCUUCUCUCGCGUGGCUGCCACCGUUGUCUACAAUGAGUACAUCUCGGAUCGCCACCACAUUCACAUGAACUCCACUGAGUGGGCAACCCUUACAGAGUUUGUCAAGUAUCUUGGACGUACCAGCAAGUGCAAGGUCGAGGAGACACCUAAGGGUUGGUUCAUCACUUACAUAGAUCAAGACUCAGAGACUAUUUUCAAGGACCGCCUAAAGAACAAACGGAUGCAGUCUGAUUUGGCUGAGGAGGAGCGCCAGGAGUGUGUCAUCGCCAAACAAAUUGAGCGUGCGGUCGCCCUCCUCCCUUCCACAUCCGACUCCAUUGAAGAAAUUUGGAACACACCCCAAUACGAGGACACUCAGCUUCAGCAGACUAAAUCUUUGGAGAAGAUUAUGUUUUCAAUCCAACCCGCCUCAGCAGCAUCUUCAAAACCUAUUGUCGCGGGGGAUAAGAGUGGCAUUCCUAUAAGCAACAAUGCAAACUUGGGGUUUGGUGAGGAUCCUGAGUUUGAAGGGAAGGCUAAGAAGGCCAAGUCUGCUUCUGGUAAUGCUUGCAAUGCAGCUACUAGUGGCAAAUCAGCACUGGAUGAAUUGAUGAAGGAAGAGGAGAUCACAAAAGAGAGAAUGAAUAGAAAGGACUACUGGCUAUGUGAGGGGAUUGUGGUGAAGGUGAUGAGCAAGACCUUGAUAGAUAAGGGAUAUUAUAAGCAGAAAGGAGUUGUACGAAAGGUAAUUGAUAAGUAUGUAGGGGAGAUUGAAAUUCUAGAGAACAAGCAUGUGUUAAGGAUUGAUCAAGAGGAGCUGGAGACGGUUAUUCCACAGAUUGGAGGUGUUGUAAAGAUUGUGAAUGGGGCUUAUAGAGGUUCCUCUGCGAGACUACUUUCUGUUGAAACUGAAAGGUUUUGUGCGAAGGUUCAAAUUGAGAAGGGGAUUUAUGACGGGAGGGUGCUUCAGGCGGUAGAUUAUGAGGAUAUUUGCAAGUUUCUUCCAUGAGUAGCUUCAUGUGCACGGGACGGGGAGAAGCUUGAAUUAGGGGUAAAAGCAAUUCACUUAUUCUGCUUAGCUGACUUAGUUUCAAGUUUCAGAGUUCGUGAGAGACAGGUAAGGUCGCCUCAAUUCAUGGAAUGAAAAGUAAUUUACUAGGAAUAGUGAUCUUAUGCUGCCAUCAUAAAAAAUCUGUAAUAAUUACUUUGCCUUCCUUUUUCUUAUUACUUUUCAUCCUUAAGGGAUUUAUGUUUAGAAGCAGAUGGUAUUUUAGGCAUUCAUUUCUGUGAAAGUUGUAUCCGUAUUUGCUUGAAUAAGACUAUAGAGUUUGUAAAAGUGAGUCUCAAAAUCGGAUUGUAUUAAUCUGGUUGAGCUUACUCUUCACGGCUAGGAUGAGCUGCACAAAGAAAAAUGGACUGAAAAAGGCUUUUUGAUCUGGCAAAAUGAAUCUUAGUUUGUUUAAUGUCAGGGUAAAUUUGAUGUGUACUCAAUUAGUAAUUUAGCAUGCAAUUUUUCUCAAUCAAAUAUGGCCAUAUAUUUUGAAAAAGGAAGAG
Phalaenopsis equestris is the source of this 2203-nucleotide messenger RNA. RefSeq names its product KIN17-like protein. The coding region runs from base 417 to 1658 and encodes 413 amino acids. Gene Ontology annotation, biological process: DNA damage response; DNA replication. The record is from RefSeq and is a predicted model, not a curated record. Gene Ontology annotation, molecular function: double-stranded DNA binding. The transcript has 3 exons. Gene Ontology annotation, cellular component: nucleus. NCBI's taxonomy places the organism in Eukaryota, Viridiplantae, Streptophyta, Magnoliopsida, Asparagales, Orchidaceae.